GAUGGCGUUAUGAUCCUUCCCGUGCUGAUGGUGAUGGCGUUCCCCUCCCCAAGCUGGCAAGGUGAUGAACUAAAGCUAAAUACGGUCCACUACGAGUGUGUGUGUGAAGGCAUGUCCUGUGGGAAUGGAGAUCGCUGCCAAGGCCAGCAAUGUUUUGCUUCUCUGAGCAUUAAUGAUGGUGCUAAGGUUUACCAGAAAGGCUGCUUCCAAGUCUACGAACAAGGGAAAAUGACGUGCAAAACGCCUCCGUCUCCUGACCAAGCUGUUGAAUGCUGCCAGGGAUACCUGUGCAACAUGAACAUCACUGCACAGUUGCCUUCUUCUAAAGGACAAACCUUUCAAGGAGAAGCUGCAGGCUACAGCAUGGAAACACUAAUCAUUGUUAUACUGGCUCCUGUGAUAGUGUUGAUAGUUUUCUCUGCAGUAGCUGUGCUCAUCAUCCGGAGAAUACAGAAAAACCAUAUGGAGAGGCUCAAUUCGAGAGAUGCAGAGUAUGGCACGAUUGAGGGACUCAUUGCAUCGAAUGUUGGGGACAGCACGUUGGCAGAUUUAUUAGACCAUUCCUGCACAUCUGGAAGCGGUUCGGGACUUCCUUUCUUGGUGCAAAGAACAGUGGCUCGCCAGAUCACGCUUGUCGAGUGUGUAGGAAAGGGCCGUUAUGGAGAAGUUUGGAGAGGUCAGUGGCAAGGAGAAAAUGUUGCUGUGAAGAUCUUCUCUUCUAGAGAUGAAAAGUCCUGGUUCAGGGAAACGGAGCUGUACAACACUGUAUUGCUGCGGCAUGAAAAUAUUUUAGGUUUUAUUGCGUCUGACAUGACUUCCAGGAACUCCAGCACACAGCUGUGGUUAAUCACCCACUACCACGAGAUGGGGUCUCUGUACGACUACCUGCAGCUCACCACCCUGGACACCGUCAGCUGCCUCCGCAUCGUGCUCUCCAUUGCCAGCGGCCUCGCGCACCUGCACAUCGAGAUCUUCGGGACACAGGGCAAGCCGGCCAUCUCCCACCGGGACCUGAAGAGCAAAAACAUCCUCGUGAAGAAGAAUGGGCAGUGCUGCAUAGCAGAUUUAGGUGAGCUCAGUGUCCUGAGAGCCAUCCUGCGGGAACCUCUGCUG
Messenger RNA from Apaloderma vittatum (bar-tailed trogon), 1113 nucleotides. RefSeq names its product activin receptor type-1-like. The annotation marks the transcript as partial. The transcript has 6 exons. Gene Ontology annotation, cellular component: plasma membrane; BMP receptor complex. Gene Ontology annotation, molecular function: ATP binding; transforming growth factor beta receptor activity, type I; SMAD binding. Lineage: Eukaryota; Metazoa; Chordata; Aves; Trogoniformes; Trogonidae. The record is from RefSeq and is a predicted model, not a curated record. Gene Ontology annotation, biological process: cellular response to growth factor stimulus; transforming growth factor beta receptor signaling pathway; BMP signaling pathway.